GAAACGUACCGCGAAUACCGCGCCGCAACUUUAGCUCAUCGUCAACGACGCAGCGCAACGCAGCGCAACGCAAUAUCACCAUUCCAACUCAACACACACGCACGCGCACGCGCACCACAGUCUUUGAUCGCACCCACACAAACCCUACGCUCAGUCAGAACACUAUCCAUGUCCGCCCCCGGGCCCGAAAGCAUCCCCCUCUCCGCCGACCCGCGGCGCAGCGCCCGGCGGCCACCCGCCAAGAAACUCAAGACCUCCUCCACGCCCACCGCCGCACAGGCCGCCAACCUCGAAGCGCUCUUCGCACACCCCGAGCAAGAGAUCCGCCUGCCUCCAGCACCCGGCACCGUUGCACGGCGAGCCCUCGCCAGUGCCGCCCCACCGGAAAUCGUCGCCAACGUGCAGGGGUCGAGCGCGGGCGCCGGCAGCGGCGAGUUCCACGUGUACAAGGCGGCGCGGCGGCGCGAGUACGAGCGGCUGCGGGCGAUGGACGAGGACGUAGCGUUAGAGCGAGCAGCCGCCGACUUCGCAGCGGCGCAGCGCGCGCGGCUGGAGGCGGAUGCGGAGAAGACGCGGAAGAAUCGCGAGAAGCGGGAGCGGAAGAAGAACAAGGCGGGGAAGGGGAAAGGAGGGGGAGGACAGAAGCAGGGGGGUGGUGAUGGUACGGCGGUUGCGAAUGGUGGUGGGGGAGGUGGGAAGAGCGCGGAUGCGGCUGCUGGAAGAGACGAGGCGUCGGCGACUGCGACGGCGGAUGGUGAGAAGAGCAGUGACGUGGGAGGAGGGAAUUCAAAUUCCGCCAACACCAACAACUCCUUUUCCAGUACGGCCGCUUCACGCAGAGGAGGGCAGUCUACCGGCAAAACGCAAUCGGCGGGGGCAACGGCCGGCGAGUCGGGGCUGAUCAUUCACGACGACGAUUGACGGGGAGCACAUCACUGUUCACCAACUUGACACCAAAAAUAGACUAGACACCUCAGGCAGACAGCAGUAGACGGAUCAUGAUGCAUGCGGGAGGGGGCCGGUUCACGGAAACCCUUUUGUCUACCAUGGCCAGGUCUAUAGGGGCAUUUUACUACAUGGUUUUUUCUCGGCGGAGGAAGAUAGCGGGCGGGCACACACACCCCCCAGACCUCCCCAAACAGUAACCGACCGGCUCUCAGGCCCAGGUCGUUACAUCUAAUCAUCUCCUCCGGCAGCGCCGGUGCCAACGCCCGGUUGGGCCUUUCUGGCGCUGCAGAUAUCGUCCACUCUCAAUAAGAGACAGGCAGCCUGUAAGAUAAUGGUCAGUCAGCACGUAGUAAACAGCGGGUCUGCCAUAGACAGUGGGACUACCAUAGACAAUAGAAACGCACCUCGAUCGCAGUCUUCAUGCUC
Molecule: messenger RNA, 1374 nt
Organism: Lasiosphaeria miniovina
Lineage: Eukaryota; Fungi; Ascomycota; Sordariomycetes; Sordariales; Lasiosphaeriaceae
Exons: 1
Coding region: 169-921 (250 amino acids)
Biological process (GO): negative regulation of protein kinase activity
Cellular component (GO): nucleolus
Molecular function (GO): double-stranded RNA binding; protein kinase inhibitor activity; protein kinase binding
Source: RefSeq, a predicted model, not a curated record